Helianthus annuus (common sunflower) is the source of this 1400-nucleotide messenger RNA. RefSeq names its product pectate lyase. Gene Ontology annotation, molecular function: pectate lyase activity. Lineage: Eukaryota; Viridiplantae; Streptophyta; Magnoliopsida; Asterales; Asteraceae. The record is from RefSeq and is a predicted model, not a curated record. The transcript is spliced from 3 exons. The coding region runs from base 41 to 1252 and encodes 403 amino acids.
ACCGUAUCUCUCACUCCAACCUUCUUCUAUCACUUCUAAAAUGGCCACCAUUUUUCUACCAAUGAUCCUCUUGGCAUCUUCACUAGCCAUUGCUUCUUCUUCAUCAUCAUCAAACCAAACCCCAGAUGCAAUAGUCAAUGAAGUCCACCAGAGCAUCAAUGCCUCUAGGAGAAGCUUGGGUUACCUCUCUUGCGGCACGGGUAACCCGAUCGACGACUGCUGGCGGUGUGACUCUAACUGGGCCACCAACCGCCAGCGGCUCGCUGACUGCGCCAUUGGGUUCGGAAAGAACGCAAUGGGCGGGCGAAACGGCAAGAUAUAUGUAGUCACGGAUCCCGGGAACGAUAACCCGGUGAACCCUGUUCCCGGGACCCUUCGACAUGCGGUUAUUCAAGAUGAACCGUUAUGGAUCAUUUUUAAACGUGACAUGGUUAUUCAGUUACGUCAAGAACUUGUUAUGAACUCUUUUAAAACUAUAGAUGGAAGGGGUGUGAAUGUGCAUAUUGGUAAUGGGCCAUGCAUUACCAUACAUUAUGCUACUAAUAUUAUCAUACAUGGUAUUCACAUACAUGAUUGUAAGCAGGCUGGAAAUGGUAAUAUUAGGAACUCACCACAUCAUAGUGGAUGGUGGACACAAUCUGAUGGUGAUGGGAUAUCCAUUUUUGCAAGUCAACAUAUAUGGAUUGACCAUUGUUCUUUGUCUAAUUGUCAUGAUGGGCUCAUUGAUGCCAUACAUGGAUCCACAGCCAUUACUAUUUCUAACAAUUACAUGACUCAUCAUGAUAAGGUCAUGCUUUUGGGUCAUAGUGAUAGUUAUACACAAGAUAAAAACAUGCAAGUUACUAUUGCAUUUAACCAUUUUGGUGAAGGUCUUGUUCAAAGAAUGCCAAGAUGUAGACAUGGAUAUUUCCAUGUGGUGAAUAAUGACUAUACACAUUGGGAAAUGUAUGCUAUUGGAGGUAGUGCAAACCCUACUGUCUAUAGCCAAGGCAAUAGAUUUUUGGCACCCAAUACAAGAUUUGACAAGGAGGUGACAAAACACGAGAGCGCACCCGAAAGUGAAUGGAAGAACUGGAAUUGGAGAUCAGAAGGGGAUUUGAUGUUAAAUGGUGCGUAUUUUAGGGAAUCGGGUAGAGGUGCUGCUUCAUCUUAUGCAAGAGCGUCGAGUUUAAGUGGCAGACCAUCUACACUCGUGGCGUCAAUGACUCGGGCAGCCGGGGCACUCAAUUGCAGAAAAGGAUCACGAUGUUAAUUAUUGACCAAAAAUAUAUAUAGUGUUAUUGCAAUUUGUAAUUUGAGUUAUUUUGUUGUUCUAUGUUUUUGUGACUUAUUUUUACUAAAAUGUCAACCUUUGUGCUUUGGUUGGAUAUGAAUCAAGAUGAGUCUUUCAUAUGGACCGA